UGUGGGAAGAGCUUUAAGUUCCAGUGUCAUCUUAAAACCCACCAGCGCAUUCACACUGGAGAGAAACCAUAUCAGUGCUCACAGUGUGAGAAGAGCUUUUAUAUAAAGAGUGUUCUCAAAAAUCACCAGCGCAUUCACACUGGAGAGAAACCAUAUCAGUGCUCACAGUGUGGGAAGAGUUUUAUUAGACAGAGCGAUCUCAAAAUACACCAGCGCAUUCACACUGGAGAGAAACCGUAUCAGUGCUCACAGUGUGGGAAGAGUUUUAAUGCACAAAAUGUUCUCAAAAUACACCAGCGCAUUCACACUGGAGAGAAACCAUAUCAGUGCUCACAGUGUGGGAAGGGUUUUACUACACGGAUUGCUCUCAAAAUACACCAGCGCAUUCACACCGGAGAGAAACCAUAUCAGUGCUCACAGUGUGGGAAGAGUUUUAAUCAACAGAGUCUUCUUAAACAACACCAGCGCAUUCACACUGGAGAAAAACCUUAUCAGUGCUCACAGUGUGGGAGGAGUUUUAAUACACAAGGUUGUCUCAAAACCCACCAGCGCAUUCACACUGGAGAGAAACCAUAUCAGUGCUCACAGUGUGGGAGGAGUUUUAAUCAACAGAGUCAUCUCAAAGAACACCAGCGCAUUCACACUGGAGAGAAACUGUAUCAGUGCUCACAGUGUGGGAAGAGUUUUAAUACAAAGAGUAAUCUCAAAACCCACCAGCGCAUUCACUCUGGAGAGAAACCGUAUCAGUGCUCACAGUGUGGGAAGAGUUUUAAUCAACAGAGUCUUCUUAAAACCCACCAGCGCAUUCACACUGGAGAAAAACCGUAUCAGUGCUUACAGUGUGAGAAGAGCUUUUAUAUAAAGAGUGUUCUCAAAAAUCACCUGCGCAUUCACACUGGAGAGAAACCAUAUCAGUGCUCCCAGUGUGGGAAGAGUUUUAAUAGACAGAGUGAUCUUAAAAUACACCAGCGCAUUCACACCGGAGAGAAACCAUAUCAGUGCUUACAGUGUGGGAAGAGUUUUAAUCAACCGAGUGCUCUCAAAAUCCACCAGCGCAUUCACACUGGAGAGAAACCAUAUCAGUGCUCACAGUGUGGAAAGAGUUUUACUACACGGAUUGAUCUCAGGAAUCACCAGCGCAUUCACACUGGAGAAAAACCUUAUCAGUGCCCACAGUGUGGGAAGAGUUUUAAUCAACAGAGUACUUUUAAACAACACCAGCGCAUUCACACUGGAGAGAAACCAUAUCAGUGCUCACAGUGUGGAAAGUGCUUUAGUACACAGGGUCAUCUAAAAACCCACCAGCGCAUUCACACUGGAGAGAAACCAUUUCAGUGCUCACAUUGUGGGGAGAGUUUUAAUCAACCGAGUCAUCUCAAAAUUCACCAGCGCAUUCACACUGGAGAGAAACCAUAUCAUUGUUCACAGUGUGGUAAGAGUUUUAAUCAACAGAGUAAUCUCAACAAACACCAGCGCAUUCACACUGGAGAGAAACCAUAUCAGUGCUCACAGUGUGGGAGGAGUUUUGCUCAUUUAACAACAUUUAAGAAACACAAGUGUGACACAUUCAAUUGUACCGAAUAAACUAACAGUUUGAUUUUUAAUACCACAUUCCCAAAGUAAUCACCAAGUGUUCCUGUUAAUGUAGCAGCAGCUGUAAUGUUUAGCAUGUGCACCUGUUUCUGUUUAUUUUAAUAAAUGAACCCACAGUU
Molecule: messenger RNA, 1712 nt
Organism: Trichomycterus rosablanca
Lineage: Eukaryota; Metazoa; Chordata; Actinopteri; Siluriformes; Trichomycteridae
Product: zinc finger protein 420-like
Exons: 1
Biological process (GO): regulation of transcription by RNA polymerase II
Cellular component (GO): nucleoplasm
Molecular function (GO): DNA-binding transcription repressor activity, RNA polymerase II-specific; RNA polymerase II cis-regulatory region sequence-specific DNA binding
Source: RefSeq, a predicted model, not a curated record